UUCAAUAGAGGAAGCACUUUUCAAAAACACUUCGGAAGAAGUCGUUGUGAAACAAAAAUCUGCUGUCAUCCUGCACGUUCUUCAGACUCAUUUUCACACUUCACCCGAUCGCUAAAGAGCUCAUACAUGAUAACAUGGAGUCUUUAAGACAGUCUGUUUUGGAUUAACACAUUUGUUCUAGAAAAAAAAUAACUCAUAAUUUGUAAAUAAGGAUAAAGAACGUGUGAUUACUCAUCUAUGAAAAAGACAGCAGUACAUUUUGAGGUGUUCUGCACUCAGGACUGGGCAACAAAUCUGCUCCUGUGAUGAUUGCAAUGAGGAAAUCUGGGUCUCUUUACCAGAGACUAAACAGUGAUAUCAAAGACAGGCUGGCUAGCUGCUCCCUGACUUUCCACACUUCAUCCAACACCCCAACAAACUCGCUCAGGGAUGUUGAUCCUGUGGUCUGUGCCAUCAAAAGAGGAGAUGUGGAGACUGUCAGAAAUCUGACAGCAUCUUCUCACUGGGCGCUAAAGGAGAACAAAGAUGGAUGGAUACCUUUGCAUGAUGCUGCCUGCCUUGGACAACCUGAGUGCUUGAAGACCCUGUUAAGGGCCCAUCCAGGUUCAGUAGACAAGCGAACAUUGCAGGAGCAGACGGCCUUGCUGCUUGCUGUGUCUUGUGAGCACUUGGCCUGUGUGCAGUGUCUUUUGGAAGCAGGAGCUGACCCUGACAUUAACAGCAAAGGCAAAGAAACACCUUUGUAUAAAGCAUGUGAGCUUGAGAAUGUGGACAUAGUGAACCUCCUUCUCUCUUAUGGGGCCACUGUGAAUCAGAGGUGUGCCCAGGGCUGGACUGCCCUCCAUGAGGCUGUAUCCAGAAACAACACAGAGAUCUGUGAGAUACUAUUAAGAGCCGGAGCUGCAAUCAAUCCGUCUAAUACCUACACCAUCGCACCACUCAUUGUAGCAGCUCAACAAGGACAGAUGAGGUCAAUGUGUUACCUUAUUGAGAAAGGCGCAGAUGUCAACAUCCAGACAUGUGAUGGUGUUACGGCGCUCUAUGAAGCGAGUAAAAAUGGCCACAAUGAAAUUGUGGCCCUACUGUUGACUAAAAAUGCAGAUGCCAACAAACCAACAAGCUCAGGACUGCUGCCUUUGCAUAUCGCUGCCCAGCACGGGCAUGACAAGAUUGUAUCCCUGCUUGUCUCAGUGACAAGUCGGGCCAGGCUCCGGCACAGUUGGAUCAGCCCCCUCCACCUGGCAGCAGAGCACAACAGACACACUGUUGCAGCUGUGCUACUGAAAACAGGUGCAGAUGUAAACGCCACACUGCCCCACAGUCACUCCAUCAAGUAUGAUGAUCGACGUGCUACACCCCUCUACUUUGCUAUUGCCAGUGGCAGCACCAAAACAGCUGAGGUGUUGCUUAAUGCUGGUGCUAGUCUAAGCCUGGAUCCAGUCAGUCCUCUGCUGAUGGCUGUAAGUCGGGGUUGUAUUAGCUCUGUGUCUUUACUGCUGGAAAGAGGAGCCGAUGUAAAUGCAAGCAUCCCAACCUGUACUACCGCAUUCCCAGUUCUUGUUGCACUUUGUCUGAAUAAACUGCCUCUACUCAAGUGCCUUUUGGACAACGGCUGCGAUGCACUCUCCUGUUUUGCAUGUACUUAUGGCAGUGGCCCUCACCCAGCUGUAAGAGGAUCCAGUAUAAUAACUGUUGGCAGUAAUGGAUAUGCUGUGCAGAAUGGCAGCAUGCUUCCUCGAAACUGCAGUGAGCCUCCAGAAGCGAUAACGCAGUUCUGCGAGUGGAUCUCAAUACCAGUUAUGAGUAAAUGGACGGGGCCGAUUAUAGACUUGCUGCUGGAGUAUGUUGGCCAUGUUCAGCUGUGUAGCAAGCUGACUGAACUACUGCACAGCCGUGAAGAGUGGCACAUUGUUGAGAAGAAGUUGUUGUCACCACGUCCACUGCUGCACCUCUGUAGAUUAAGGAUUCGGACCCAGAUGGGGAGAUACAGACUGAGAUCUAUCACAAGCUUACCUCUGCCAAACAGACUGAUCAGAUACCUGAGCCAGGCUGACUGAUUUUAAAAUGAACCUCAAGCAAUAUAGUCCUCAGAGAUAAGACUAUAUUUAUCUUCUAGUAGUUCUUUUUUUAGUUGUGUCUGAUGUCUUGAAUCUGUAAAUGUUCCUCUCAAAGAAAUUCUCUGUGUAUGAAUAUCUAUUUAUAAUAUAUGUGGUGUGACAAUAAGGCUUUUUAAUCUGUCCUUCAGAAUGCUUUUUUUUUCCUUUGCAGAAAGCUUUAUAAAAAGGUAAAAAU
Messenger RNA from Archocentrus centrarchus (flier cichlid), 2292 nucleotides. Its product is annotated as ankyrin repeat and SOCS box protein 2-like. Gene Ontology annotation, biological process: intracellular signal transduction. Gene Ontology annotation, molecular function: protein binding. The transcript is spliced from 9 exons. NCBI's taxonomy places the organism in Eukaryota, Metazoa, Chordata, Actinopteri, Cichliformes, Cichlidae. The coding region runs from base 306 to 2057 and encodes 583 amino acids. The record is from RefSeq and is a predicted model, not a curated record.